Messenger RNA from Saprolegnia diclina VS20, 1580 nucleotides. RefSeq lists its product as hypothetical. The record is from RefSeq and is a predicted model, not a curated record. NCBI's taxonomy places the organism in Eukaryota, Oomycota, Saprolegniomycetes, Saprolegniales, Saprolegniaceae. Bases 57 to 1469 code for a protein of 470 amino acids. The transcript has a single exon.
GACCGGUUGGGUCAGUUCCAUCUUGGCCAUCGAUCGUCGACUAGCGUCCGUCCGGCAUGCCCAGCAUGUUCCAGACGCCGGCGCUCCAGCGGUACCUGAUGUGGAACGUCCCGAUCACGCAUGCGGCCAUGCGCAAGCCGGCGCCACGUGGCGCGCCGACGACGCCGCUGGCACCGCAAGACCUCGUGACACUUGUGACGCUCAACAUUACAGUGCUCUCGAUCGUGCACGGCGCGCGCCUCGACGAGCACGACAGUGGCCCGACGAGCAGUAGCCACCUUGACAAUAGCCAACCGCACCACCGUGGCGUCAUGCCCGGUGUCCUCACGCCGCUCGUGGCCAGCAAGUCGACCAUGUCUGCAGAGGCUGGGCGGCGACCGACGCUGCGCCAGCUCCGCGCCGCCUGUACGCCGUUGCCACCGGUCGCCGCCAUCGAGACCACGGCUACCAAGAAGACGAUGCCAACGAUUGUACCUGUCCACGACGGUGGCGAGCAGGUUACGGUCGCGGUCGACGAAGCUCCUGCUGCCUCGAUGACCGACGAGGACAUGCAGCACAGCAUGACGACGGACGAGCCGACGCCACUUGAAGAGUCAACGAUGAUCGAGCCUACGAUGUUGACGGAGCCCGUGACGACCACUUGCUGCGAAGACCCAAAGACCCUCACCGCCGACGAGCCCACGCGAGCGACCACCCUCGACGCCAGCACCCCGACACCCGCUGCGCCGCUCGACAACGCAGUCGUUGUGUCGUCAAUUGUUGCCGCCCCAGCCCUCUCCAGGGACAGCACGGACGAGCCGGACGACGAGGAGAAGAUCGCAGCUGAGCCCAUCAUCUCGGCAGUAGCCACGCCAACCGACGAUUCGAAUCUUUCGAAAGAGCACCUUGUCGCAGACGAGCGCUCGAUCGCGGGCUCGUCGACUGCGUCCGAAGACGGCGACGACGAGGCCGACCGUGUCUUGUCGAUCAAGGUCAAGGCGCCUUCGGUGCCGGCCGCGCUGCCGUCGCCGAUCGCCGAGUCGACCGAGAACGACGCGCCCGAGCCGCUCUUCUCGAUGGACCUCAUGUCUGACCUGGACGACUCGGACGGCUGGUCGGUCUAUGCGUCGAGCGAGUGUGGCACCGAGUCCGAGUCGGUGACGGACACGGGUCGGUCCCGCCGCCGCAGCCGCAUCCCGCGGCCCCGCGACGGUGUCGUCCAGCCCGAGCUCCAGCCGUGCCUGCGCCGCAACAACCGGUCGGCGACGAGCCUUGCCGCCUUGGAGCACAAGACGGCGCGUCUCGAAUCGCCGGCGCGCGCCCGUGGCGACGUCACCAACCGUCUCUACAACCCGUCGUACCACCAAGAACGGGACUCGAAGCUCGAACAGCUCCGCGCCCAGCGCGAGCUCGAAGAGUGCACCUUCCGCCCAUCGACCAACGGCAAGCCGCCGGCCCCCCGGCGACGGCGCCACCGCAUGUCGAUCUAAACCUCCCACACCACCACCAUGUAUCUCCGUCCUAGUCGCCGUCGCUAGCCUCCAUGUACCCUCCGAUAAUACCAUGCGCGUCUUGUAAUAGCAAAUGCCUACACCAUGGCA